AAAAAAUUCAACACGGAAGUUAAAAUCUGCUUCUGACUGUCAACCCGGACCAAGAAACGCUUCAGUUAUUCUCAGAGGCUGUUUGUAAUUGUGAAUCUCGUUGGUUUCUGCUGUAGUUGAGUGUGUAAGGCGAGCGCAGGGGACUGUGAGGAGGGUGAGUUCGGUUCGGGUGAUGUCCGGGGAUUAGCCGGGGAUGUCGGAGAGCUGCUGGCUGAAGGGUCGGAACUUAAACCCUACGUGUCACGAGCUGCGCGUGCAGCAACACAGGCAUGUUGGGUAAUAACACAGCUCGGCUGUCUCACAUCACGUGUGUGUAGGUGAACACAUCAGUAUUGUUAAUCCAGGCAGAUCUUGACAGAGUGAAAGAGAGCAGCAUGUUUCAGAAAACCUCUCUGACCACCAUCAUAGUGGGAGUCUUCAUCGUGUACGUGCUGCACACGUGCUGGGUGAUGUACGGCAUCGUGUACACAAAACCCUGUGAAAAACCCAGAGGUGACAACUGCGUCAGUCCUUAUCUUGCAGGAAAACCUCGCCUCCAGAUGAGCAUCUACACAGCUCUGCGCCCCAACGCUGAAGGAGGACACACACUCAUCCACAAGGAGGAGGAUUUUGAUGUGAACACCAGGUUUGAGAGGUUAAUAAACGUGUCCCUGCCGAAGAAGACACGGAAGAAUGGGACGCUAUACAGCAUGGUGUUUGUCCAUCAGGCGGGAGUGUCUCCGUGGCAGGACCCACGCCAAGUGCAUCUGGUCACACAGCUCACCACGUACAUGGUGCCCAAACCCCCGGAGGUCAGCCUGAUCACUGGACAGGAGCUGCCCCGGCAGCAGGAGAAGAGAGCGCCAGGGGCUGACGCAGAGGUGGACCGGCCCGUGUCUCAUUGGCGCUCCCGUCUCACAGUCAACAUCGUGGCUGAAAACUUCCUGUUCGACCGAGAGGCCAUACCAAGUGACGUGCAUCGCUAUAUGAGAGUAUAUCAGAGUGGGAAGAAGUUUGUGUACCUGCCUCUGCUGUUUAUCGAUGAGCUGAGUAACCGAGUGAAAGAUUUAGUGGAGAUCAACAGCAGCACCACUGAGCUGCCGCUCACUAUUUCAUACGACACCAUCACUCUGGGAAAGCUGCGCUUCUGGAUCCACAUGCAGGACGCUGUGUACUCGCUGCAGCAGUUCGGCUUCACUGAAAAGGAUGCAGAUGAAAUCAAGGGCAUAUUUGUGGACACCAAUCUCUACUUCCUCGCCUUGACCUUCUUUGUUGCUGCCUUUCAUCUCUUAUUUGACUUCCUGGCGUUUAAAAACGAUAUCAGCUUUUGGAAGCAGAAGAAGAGCAUGGUGGGAAUGUCCAGCAAAGCAGUGCUGUGGAGGUGUUUCAGCACGCUAGUGAUUUUCCUCUACCUGCUCGAUGAACAGACGAGCCUGCUGGUGCUCAUCCCUGCUGGAAUAGGAUCUCUGAUCGAGGUGUGGAAAGUGAAGAAAGCCUUCAAAAUCUACAUUUUCUGGAAGGGGCUUACUCCAACUUUCAUGUUCGGCAAAUCGGACGAAUCCGAGAGGAGGACGGAGGAAUAUGACAGUUUGGCGAUGAAAUAUCUGUCCUACCUCCUGUAUCCACUGUGUGUGGGCGGAGCCAUUUAUGCACUUGUAUUUGUGAAGUAUAAAAGUUGGUACUCCUGGCUGAUCAACAGUUUAGUCAAUGGAGUAUAUGCGUUUGGAUUCCUCUUCAUGCUACCUCAGCUCUUCGUGAACUACAAGUUAAAAUCGGUGGCUCAUCUGCCCUGGAAGGCCUUUAUGUACAAGGCGUUCAACACGUUUAUUGACGACGUCUUUGCGUUCAUAAUCACCAUGCCAACGUCUCAUCGGCUGGCCUGCUUCAGGGACGACGCUGUGUUUAUUAUUUACCUGUAUCAGAGAUGGCUGUAUCCCGUGGACAAGACCAGGGUGAACGAGUACGGCGUGUCUUAUGAUGAGGAAUCAAAGCAAAAACGCAAUUAAACUGACCACGGGAUCGAAUCAACCUGCAGGAGACGUCCACUCGGAAACCGUGACGAGGACAUGGACACAGGGUUCGGUUAACACAAUGGGUAAAUGGAUCUGCUGUCCCCUUUGGAGCUUGGUGUUUGUAUCCUGUUCUCCUCACAUGAAAAUGGACUAUUCCACUGGAUCAUUCAGUGAUUACUGAAUGAGCUGAAUUGAUGUUAUUGAGCUAACUGCGUCAGGUUUGGUGUUGAGCCUAAAAUAUCUGUGGUUUUGCUCAGGAUCGAGCAGAGUUAGCUCAUUAACACACACUUCAUCAAAUCGGAGCUUGUUAUUAAUGCGUACUGGACCUGCUUGUGACCCCAGUGUCACUAAUGAAAUUGGACCGUUUCUCUAAUGAUAAUGAGAGGAAAAUAAGCUCCACUGAAGGCAGAAGUAUGAUAUUUCAUGAAAGUGUUUAUAUAUAAAAAAAAAAAAAAGUCACUUCCGUGCCAAACGAACAGAAGGUUUGAUAGUUAGUUGAAAGUCCUGAUGGAGAUCGUGAUGUUUCUGUGUCCCGGGUGAGAAUGAUCUGUGUGUGAGUCUGUGUACUAUAUUCCACUAAAGUGUUUAAAGAGCCUCGAUUAGUCAUUUAUUCAUGAAGUCCAUGCAUUGGUUUAUGAGGAGGAGGAGGAGGAGGUUUCUACCUGCUUAGUUAGAAUUGCAACAAUUAGCAAUUUGUGGCACACGUUUGUUUAAAUUUGAAAGCUGAUUCUGAAAGGCAGUAAAUCAACGGGAUUGUUUUUCCCCUAAUCAUCAACAAAUCUGGUACUUACAUUCCUGAUGUUAUGGCUAUCGCAACGACGGUGACGCAUGAGGAAAAUACGCAUAUGCAAUGUAUGUUUUUAAUAUUGAUUUUUUUAAAUGUUAUUAAUUAAUGUUCUUAUGCUUCUUCGGCAAAAUAAAUGAAAUCCUCCACCAAA
Molecule: messenger RNA, 2929 nt
Organism: Neoarius graeffei (lesser salmon catfish)
Lineage: Eukaryota; Metazoa; Chordata; Actinopteri; Siluriformes; Ariidae
Gene: clptm1l
Product: CLPTM1 like
Exons: 17
Coding region: 375-1985 (536 amino acids)
Cellular component (GO): membrane; endomembrane system
Source: RefSeq, a predicted model, not a curated record